This is a messenger RNA of Cucumis melo (muskmelon), 2662 nucleotides long. RefSeq names its product acylamino-acid-releasing enzyme. Gene Ontology annotation, molecular function: serine-type endopeptidase activity. NCBI's taxonomy places the organism in Eukaryota, Viridiplantae, Streptophyta, Magnoliopsida, Cucurbitales, Cucurbitaceae. Gene Ontology annotation, biological process: proteolysis. The transcript is spliced from 18 exons. Bases 40 to 2511 code for a protein of 823 amino acids. The record is from RefSeq and is a predicted model, not a curated record.
AAUUUUUUAUAAAAAUGAACCGGUGGAAUCUUUAUCUGAAUGGCUUUUGCUGCCUUCACUUCCAUUGGUCGCAUCAACUUCCUUCGGCUUCCACUCUACCCCGCCGCAACUACUACAGCUCCUUCUCCAAGCUCUCUAUUUCUCAGACCCAUCCGUCUCUUCUCUAGACAACUGUCAGCUGCCAUGGUCAUGGAUGGUUCAACGAUUAGUAAGGUCGCUGAUGAGUUUCCAUCUGGGAUUGAUCCAACGACUGAGGAAGAAUAUGCUGAACAGUCCAAAUUACUUCAAGAAUUCACAAAAAUUCCUAACAUUGAUAGGGCAUGGACGUUUAAGUCUGAUAGUGGAGACCCCAUGGCAACGUUUUCAAUUAGCCAAGCGAGUCUUCUAGCAAAUAAGAGGAGAAAAUAUACUUUGUCGGCUCACAUUUCUAAGGGAAAUGACGGCAAUUCAGUAAACUUUACAUGGACGCCAUUUCCUAUUGAAAUGAUUGGAGUCUCUACAAUAGUGCCAUCACCAUCAGGCUCAAAAUUUCUUACCGUUCGUAAUCCUGAAAAUGAUUCUCCAGUCCAAUUGGAAAUUUGGAGUGCAGGUCAAAUUGAAAAGGAGUUUCACAUCCCCCAAUCUAUCCAUGGAUCAAUAUAUACUGAUGGAUGGUUUGAGGGAAUCUCUUGGAACUCAAAUGAAACUUACAUUGCUUAUGUCGCGGAAGAACCUUCUCCCUCCAAGCCAACGUUUACUUUUUCUGGAUAUCAAAAAGGUUGCUCAGCAAAUAAGGAUUCUACGAACUGGAAAGGUCAAGGGGAUUUUAAAGAAGACUGGGGGGAAGCUUAUGCAGGUAAAAGGCAACCUGCUCUCUUUGUCAUCAACAUUGACAGCGGAGAGGUAAGACAUGUGAAGAUAGUCGAGAAAUCUUUGAGUGUGGGUCAAGUUAUAUGGGCUCCAUCUAUUGGCGAGGAUCAAUAUUUGGUUUUUGUUGGGUGGUCUUCAGAGCCUAGAAAACUUGGUAUGAUCUACUGCUAUAAUCGGCCUUGUGCAUUAUAUGCAGUCAAGGCUCCGGAUUAUGGAUCUGAAAUCAAUGAACGUAAACUCACAGAUGAACCAAAGGAGGAUUUUCCCCUCUAUAAUCUAACUCAGAGCAUAAGUAGUGCCUUCUUUCCUCGGUUCAGCCCAGACGGGAAGUUCCUUAUAUUUUUAUCUGCACACUCGUCGGUGAACUCUGGUGCCCAUUCUGCAACAAAUUCUCUUCACAGAAUCAACUGGCCUAGAGAUGGAAAACCAAGUUUUAGUGAAAAUAUUGUUGAUGUGGUUCCUGUGGUGCACUACGCUGAAAACGAACUCUUUCCUGGCCUCUAUUCACAUGGUUUCCUGUCUAAUCCAUGGCUUUCCGAUGGACACACUGUUAUUACAACGUCAAUAUGGCGUAGCAAGGAUGCCAUACUUUCUAUAGAUAUUUUAAGUGGUGAAGUAUCAUGCAUCAGUCCUGCCAACUCAAACUUUUCUUGGAAAGUUCUUGCUCUAGAUGGAGACAACGUUGUUGCUGUUUCUAGCAGCCCAGUGGAUAUUCCUCAACUCAAGUAUGGUUGUCUUACUGAGAAAGAAACUAAGAAUGCUGCAUGGAGUUGGUUGGAUGUAUCAAGUCCUGUUUUUAAAUGCUCUCAGAAGGUUAAAACUCUACUCUCAUCCCUCCAGUUCAGUAUAAUGAAGAUCCCAGUCAAGGACGUUUCCAACUGCCUGACAAAAGGUGCCAGUGAACCUUUUGAAGCUAUCUUUGUGUCUUCGAAGUCUGUCAAAGGUAAUGAAUUGAAUCCACUUAUUGUUAACCUUCAUGGGGGUCCACAUUCAACGUCAAUAUCAAGUUUCUCGAAGUCCUUGGCGUUUCUCUCUUCAAUAGGAUUCAACCUUUUGGUUGUGAACUAUAGAGGUUCAUUGGGAUUCGGUGAGGAAGCAUUGCAAUCUCUUCCUGGAAAAAUUGGGACCCAGGAUGUCAAUGAUGUACUUACCGCAUUAGAUCACAUUAUUGACAAGGGACUUGCCAGUUCAUCUAAAGUUGCAGUUCUUGGUGGUUCUCAUGGGGGAUUUUUGACAACUCAUUUGAUUGGCCAGGCACCAGAUAGAUUUGUGGCAGCUGCCGCCAGAAAUCCUGUGUGUAACCUUGCUUUAAUGGUUGGCACGUCAGAUAUUCCUGAUUGGUGUUACGUGGAAUGUUAUGGAAAAGAGGGCAAGAAUCACUACACCGAAGCACCAUCUGCUGAGCACCUAACCCACUUAUACAACAAAUCUCCCAUUCUACAUGUCUCAAAAGUUAAAACACCUACCAUUUUUCUUUUAGGUGCUAAAGAUCUUCGUGUUCCAUUUUCAAAUGGGUUGCAAUAUGCGCGAGCGUUGAGGGAGAAAGGAGUUGAGGUCAAAGUCAUCAUGUUUCCGGACGAUGUUCAUCCAAUUGACAGGCCACAAUCGGAUUUCGAAAGCUUCCUCAACAUUGGUGUGUGGUUCAGAAAGUACUGCAAGUGAGUGACAUUCUCUUUCUCACCCUUUUAGCAUCAUUGAUAUCAUGCUUUGUAAUUAUAUUGCCACUUUGAUCUUGGUACAAGUGAUUCUAUAUACUCUUGUCCAUGGUAUUAAGCCACUCAUUCUCAAUAAAAUGAUGCUUAUUAUUCCAACA